Messenger RNA from Meleagris gallopavo (turkey), 6076 nucleotides. RefSeq names its product LEO1 component of Paf1/RNA polymerase II complex (gene LEO1). Gene Ontology annotation, molecular function: RNA polymerase II C-terminal domain phosphoserine binding. NCBI's taxonomy places the organism in Eukaryota, Metazoa, Chordata, Aves, Galliformes, Phasianidae. The record is from RefSeq and is a predicted model, not a curated record. Gene Ontology annotation, cellular component: Cdc73/Paf1 complex; nucleus. Gene Ontology annotation, biological process: positive regulation of transcription elongation by RNA polymerase II; transcription elongation by RNA polymerase II.
CCCCCGGCGCUCCGUAUCGCGUCACUGCGCGGCGCCGGCGCGUGCAGCCGCCAUGGCCGACAUGGAGGAACUGUUCGGCAGCGACGCCGACUCGGAGGCCGAGCAGAAAGACACCGAUUCCGGCUCAGACUCUGACUCUGACCAAGAGAACUUGGGCUCCGGCAGCAACGCCUCGGGCAGUGACAGCGAGCAGGAUGAUGAGCGGGAGGCAGCAAAGCCCAGCAACAAGGAGCUGUUCGGAGACGACAGUGAGGACGAAGGAGCCUCCCAUCACACGGGCAGUGACAACCACUCCGAGAGGUCGUACAAUCGCUCCGAAGCUUCAGGGCACUCUGAGCACGAAGACAACGAUCAGUCGGACGUGGACCAGCACAGCGCUUCAGAAGCUGCUCAUGAUGAUGAGGAGGACGAGCGGGGACACGGGUCUGAUGAGGGCAGUCACCAUUCUGAGGGAGAUGGUUCAGAAAAGGCCCAUUCGGAGGAUGAGAAGUGGGGCAAGGAGGACAAAAGCGAUCAGUCAGACGAUGAGGAGCGACAGCAGAACUCUGAUGAUGAGGAGAGACAGCAGAACUCUGACGAUGAGGAGAAAGCGCAGAACUCUGAUGAAGAUGAGAGGCCUCAGAUGUCUGAUGAUGAGGAGAGGCUCCAGAACUCAGACGAGGAGAAGAUGCAGAACUCUGAUGAUGAGGAGAGGCCGCAGGUGUCGGACGAGGAGAAGAUGCAAAACUCAGACGAUGAUGAAAGAGCCCAGCACUCCGAUGAGGAGAAGAUGCAGAACUCUGACGAUGAUGAAAGGGCCCAGCACUCUGAUGAGGAGGAGCAGGAGCAUAAAUCUGGAGAGUCUGCAAGAGGCAGUGAUAGUGAAGAUGAAGUCUUGCGAAUGAAGCGAAAGAAACCGAUUGCAUCAGAUUCAGAGGUGGACAGUGAUACAGAAGGCCAGAAAGGUAAAGAACACGCAGACGUCAUGGACCUGUUUGGAGGAGCAGAUGACAUUUCUUCAGGGAGCGACGGGGAAGACAAGCCACCAACUCCAGGACAGCCCAUUGAUGAGAAUGGGCUGAGCCAAGAACAGCAGGAGGAAGAGCCUAUUCCAGAGACAAGAAUAGAGGUAGAAAUACCAAAAGUAAACACAGACUUGGGUAACGAUUUGUAUUUUGUGAAGCUGCCCAACUUUCUCAGUGUGGAGCCCAGACCAUUUGAUCCCCAGUAUUAUGAGGAUGAGUUUGAAGAUGAGGAGAUGCUUGAUGAAGAAGGGAGAACGAGAUUAAAACUUAAGGUAGAAAACACAAUACGGUGGCGGAUGCGGCGAGAUGAGGAAGGGAAUGAGAUUAGAGAAAGCAAUGCCCGGAUAGUCAAGUGGUCGGAUGGAAGCAUGUCUCUCCACUUGGGAAAUGAGGUCUUUGAUGUGUACAAGGCACCGCUGCAGGGAGAUCACAACCAUCUGUUUAUCAGACAAGGGACCGGUCUGCAAGGACAGGCUGUUUUCAAGACAAAGUUGACCUUCAGGCCACACUCUACAGACAGUGCCACCCACAGGAAGAUGACUCUGUCUCUGGCAGAUAGGUGUUCAAAGACCCAGAAAAUUCGUAUUUUGCCAAUGGCAGGUCGUGAUCCAGAGUCUCAGCGCACAGAAAUGAUUAAGAAAGAAGAGGAGAGAUUAAGAGCUUCCAUUCGCAGAGAAUCUCAGCAGCGAAGAAUGAGGGAGAAGCAGCACCAGCGUGGUCUGAGUGCAAAUUAUUUAGAACCCGACCGCUAUGAAGAAGAGGAUGAGGGAGAUGAUGCGAUCAGUCUAGCAGCUAUCAAAAACAGAUACAAAGGUGGCAUCAGAGAGGAACGAGCUAGAAUCUACUCUUCAGACAGUGAUGAAGGCUCAGAUGAAGAUAAAACACAAAGACUACUCAAGGCAAAGAAACUUACUAGUGAUGAGGAAGGGGAGCCUUCUGGAAAGAGAAAAGCAGAGGAUGAUGACAAAGCAAGUAAGAAGCAUAAGAAGUAUGUCAUCAGUGAUGAAGAGGAAGAUGAUGACGAUUAACAUUGAGGGAGCACAAAAGUUGCUUUUUAUAUAUACAUAUUUAUAUAUAAAUUGUACAGUUCUCUUACAGCAAAGAUGUAAGUAGCCAUAUUGGGGUUAUUUUGAUAAAGGAAAAUUCCAUUGAAAUUUGUGUUUCUGGUGUGAAUAAAAGUUGGUUUCUUUCUUUUUUACUUUCUCAUAUUUUUACAUCUUAUCUUACUGCAGCAGCAGCUGCAAAGGGGAUCAUCACAGCAUCAGUUUUUAAAUCUUGUACAGUACAUUUCAGUUUUGAAAACUAUAGUACAAACUGGUUGUACAACUGAAUAAAAGUGAAUAAAUUAGUGGUCUUACUGAGUUUAUUAGAAGAAAUCAUAAUCUUCAUAUAGAAUGCUUAAAUUGUAAGUUUUCCCAGACAGGUUAUGGAGGUGAAGGUUACCAUUUGUACAGAAGAUUUGGAGUAACAUAUGAGUGGUACAGUACCAUACUGUUUUUUCCUCACUUUCCUUAUUUACUGCUGGCUGUGGACAUCCUACAUACAUUACUAUGCUGUUAUAUUUUGAUUUUUUUGACUGAAUGUAUUUCUUAUCAUGUCUACUCUGAGUAAACUGAAGUUUCUGUAGUUAGAAUAGUUAAACCAACCACAUAAGAUGUUUAUUUUUUUCAUAAAUUGAACAAAAAUCCAUGUUUUACCUGAGUGUUAGCAUUAAUAACAAUCACAUUAGCGAUGUAAAUGUCGGAAUAGAAGCACUUGUUUAUACAAAACUAAUGAAUUUCUGCAAGUGCAUGAAAGACUUCUUUAACAACCGCAGUGAGCUGCACUGUGAAUACAUACCCUAGUAAUACCAUUUUGUAAUCUCAUACAACCUUAUGAUGCAUUUUCCUGUUGUUACUGGUUGGCUAAAAGACGAUGGAGGAAAAUAUUGUGGACAGAAUCAUUGCUGCUUUUAUGCUAUUUUUAAACACCUUAUUUGAUUAUGCAAAUAGCAUUGCAAAAUGAGAGGCUACAAGAAAUGUCUCAUCUUUUCCACUCUUUAAGAUUAUAUUUCCCACGUGUAGUUUUCCUUGUUGGUGAGAUAGCAUUUCCAUGUUAUCUGUGUUGUUUUUUAACUGGCUUUUGACAGUCCUAGAAAGCUUGCAACUUCACAGAGCCAGCAGGAAGAAAGCAGAAAGCAUAGCUUAAUGCCUCUUUAAAUGCAUUGAGUGGUGCUAUGGAAAGUUUGCUGUGUGGAUUUAUGUUUCGUAAGAUAAAGUAGCUAACAGUUAUGUAAGAAUAAAUGUUAUUCAUCUCUCUCCUGCCCAGAUGAAUUAUGCUUUUCUAUAAGAACUGUUGAGUUACAGCUUUUAACCUGGCUGUCUUGCCUUUGAAAUGUGUAAUUAGGCAAACAGUUUACUGAAGUACUCUACCUCCAUUUUUCCUGCCUGGAAGGUGUGGGAAGCAUUCUAGCUGCAGAGCACUGAGCUCUGCACACGUUAAUAUAUUCUGCUCAGCAGCUGACUGCGGUGUAGACACUUGCAAAUAUGAAAACAAAGUGAAAAAUAUCUACUCUGAAGUCUGAGUGCCUGAGAAACUGUUCUUGUUUUUCUUUUGUAAUUGUUUCUAAGAGUUUCUGCCUCUAUUCCCUGUGCAGAUAAAACCUUUCUCCAUCUGCUUGAAUUUUGACCCUGUAAUCCUCUUAGGUUAGACCUCUGCUGGGAGUCUGGCUCCUCACUUGUGGUUACCUGCUUUUCUGUUGUAACCUGCUCAGAAAUAAGCCAGCUGUAGAAAAAGGGAGUUGUCUCUUAUGCUAUGUGGAUGCUAGACUUUCAUGUCAAAGUCUCCCAGAUACCUCCUAAGCAGCAAAGCAAAGUGUAUGGAAACACACCACCAUUUCACUGCUGAUGUAUUUGCUUAAUGUCAGUUUAAUUAAAGCAUCGGUUAUUUUUACUAUAUUCCGAAGAGUGAAAAUGAUUUAAUCGCUCUUACAGGUUUGAUGCUGACUAAGCCUUUAGUUAGUAAGUGGGCUACUUUAGCUUCCAAAAAUGAGGCUUUUGUGGAUUUAAAAGAUUAAAAGAAGUGGUUUUUUUCUACUGUCUUCUUUUGUAAAUUUCUCUUUCACAGUCUUAUUAAAACAUGGAAUUUUAGAAAGUGUUUUCUCAGCCUAAAUUGGUUUAACAAUCACCUUUUAAUUAAAGUCGCUUGAAUGAACUUUGUCUUAUCCACAGUAUUUGUUGCUUGGGUGUGUAAUGUACAGCUUUGUUUCACCCAGACAGUUUUUUGUUCUCCCUUUUCCCAGCCUCCAAGUAUGUGAGAAUUACUUGGAAUUGUUUUUUUCUUACCCAAAUCAGAAAUCUGAAGCUGAAACUAAAAUGUGUAAGGAGAAGAACAAGUAGAUGAACUGUAUUUACUUUUGUACAAACUGACCAGAGUACUUCUUCCAGAAAGGUUAUGAUUUGAACAAUUUCCAAAAAUCUGUUUGAAGAGCUGAUGAUGAGCUGAGCGUUAGAUUUUCUGGCUAGUGGUAGAAGGUAGGAUAGGUUGUCUUGAGACCAUCACAGAAAGGUGUUCCUAGCUAUAUAGUUUUGUUGUUUCAGGUCUGUUGUUCAACUGUAUACUUGCCAAUUGCUGAACAGGAGUUUUCUUUUUAGCACUGAGUAGCAUUUUCUUCCAUCCUAGCCAUGCAAGUUGACAGUUUUCAUGCUACAGCAAGCCUGAGGGAUCAUGGGCUGCCCUCAGAAGGGUGCAGCUGCCCAUGCAGUUCUUCUCUCUUCCUAGCAGCAGGUUUGGCAAUACCUGAAUGAAUUUGCUAAACACCCAGGAAACUAAUUUUCUGCUGUGCUGGAGUUUUGUGCCAGAUGAUAGGCCAACAGAACUACCUCAUUGGCCAUGUGAACAUGGCAGCCAGCCCAGUAAGUUGGCACAGUCAUGAGGGCAUCAGGGGAUUUGGCAGAAGGAUGCUCUCUUUAGCAGAGGUGUGAACAUUCACUUGACUGUUUUUUGAAAACUUAACAUGACCUGGUAGCAGGUAGUUGAUAGUUUUCUACUGGUGUAGGUGCCUCAGCUGGCACGUUGGUGUGUCGGUUGUGACUGGAGGUGGUGCAAGGGGUAGAACAGGACAGUUCUGUGUGUGGCAGCAAGUUUUAACUCGGCUCAGAUGUGAAGCUGCAGCUACAGGAAUGUGCUAAACAUGAGAUGGUGACUUUCCAAUGAAGUUAUAGGUAUUUAUUUCUCAGCCAGUGCACACAGGAGCCCAGGGUGUCAGCCCAUUCUAGUGGAGUCUUUUCUCUAACAGCUUUAUGCUGGUGGUCAAGCUGAGUGUUACUGAAUGCAUAGAGAUUGUUACAUGGAAAGAAGGAGAAGAUUUUGUUUCUGAUAAAUGUUCUUCUAAUAUUAGUUAUAGAAGUUUUACAUAUUAGAUUUGUGAAAUUUAGCCACGCUGUUGUAACACUGAGACACUUGCCUGUGGCUUGACUUGGAAGUGCUUGUGGAGAGCAGUGUGACUAACACCUCAUGUUGCCUAGUGAUGCCCUUUCACUUGAGCUGGGGUUUUUUAGUGCUUGUCUGGACAUGAAAGACUUACAGAAAAGCUGAAACAAGUGUUGACUGCUAGCUUGUAUCUUUAAUUGCUUUAAAACUCUUGGGCAUUCUGAUGAAUUAUAUAAGCUUAAGUAGUUGAGAAAAUGACAUAAAAUUAAGUAAAUCCCUGCUGAAAUCAUUUUCAGACAGAAUCUGAACCAAAAAAAAAAAAAAAUCCUUUACACAAGACUUUUUUAACAUUUUUUUUUCUAAAGGUAGUUUUUAUGGUUUCAGAACUGUAAUGGACUGAUACUUGGGGGGAAAAAGAGUUAUUAAAGUGGAAACCUAACUAGAAAGUUUUUAUUUGUUGCUUUGUUUUCUCCAUUAUUUCAUGAAGAAAUGAGAGACUGUAGAGCCAGUUUAUGAACAAAAGUAACCUCAUGUCUUUUGAAUUACAAUGAAAUUUUCUGGGAAAGAAUGGCAUUCCUGCAGUUACUGAUAGCCAUGGAAUCAUAUAUACACUGUAUUCUUCAUAUAUUGUAAAUGAAACAUAAAUAAAGUCCUAAAAAACA